Molecule: messenger RNA, 1486 nt
Organism: Cucurbita pepo subsp. pepo (vegetable marrow)
Lineage: Eukaryota; Viridiplantae; Streptophyta; Magnoliopsida; Cucurbitales; Cucurbitaceae
Source: RefSeq, a predicted model, not a curated record
UCCAACCACCAAAUUCGUCUUUCUUCCACUUCCCAUCUCCGAAUCUGAAUCAGAGCUUUGAGUGAUCCAUGGGUUCUUCCAAUUCUUCCCCCGUCUUAUCACUGAAUCGGUUAUUCAUCAUACUUGUUCUGCCAUUGCUGACCUUCGCUCCACCUACUGUUUUCGGAUGCUUCACUUCCAUCUUCAACUUCGGAGAUUCUCUUUCCGACACCGGAAACCUCUUCGGCAAUUGUGUCUCCGAGGAACCUCCCCACUCUUGCUUUCCUCCUUAUGGAGACGCCUUCUUCCACCACCCCACCGGCCGCUUCUCCAAUGGCCGUCUCAUAAUCGACUUCAUCGCCCAAUCACUGGGGCUUCCAUUGCUACAGCCAUAUCUGGGUGUGGGAAGACGGAGGAUUAGCAUCCAGGAUUUCGAGAAGGGAUUGAAUUUCGCAGUUGCGGGAGCAACGGCGCUGGAUGAGGCGGUUCUCCGAGAGAAGGGGAUUACUAAUUUACCCACGAAUUACUCUCUUGGGGUUCAACUGGAAUGGUUCAAAAACACAUAUUCUUUCGUCUGCAAAUCCUCUUCUACUGCAACGGAAAAGUGCAGAGCGAUCCUCAAAAGCUCGCUAAUUGUGGUGGGAGAAAUAGGAGGCAAUGAUUACAACUAUCCAUUCAUCGACGAACGGCAAAACAUUGAAGAAAUCAAGUCAUUAGUGGCACCGGUGGUUAAAGCAAUUGGUUCAGCAAUCACCGAGUUGAUUAAGCUUGGAGCUCAAACUCUAAUGGUUCCUGGUAACCUUCCAAUUGGGUGCAAUCCUACUUAUCUCAAAGUUUAUGGAACUUCAGUCCAGAACUCAGAGAAUGGUUGCGUAAAUUGGCUCAAUGAAUUUUCUGAGUACCACAAUGAACAGCUUCUACAAGAAUUGAAACAAAUCCGAGCUCUUUAUCCUCGUAUCCGUAUCAUAUAUGCAGAUUAUUACAAUUCUGCCAUGCUUUUCUAUGAUGCCCCACAAGAUUUUGGAUUGACAAAUACUCUACAGAUUUGUUUGGUGAAUGAUAAGGAAGCAUUAAACACACAUAGGAAGUAUGGAUAUUCAUCGCUGUGUGAUAAUCCCUCAGAAUAUGUUAGUUGGGAUGGCAUGCACUUAACAGAAGCAGCAUACGAAGUAAUAGCCAUUGCUUUGUUGGAAGGCCCAUACACAACUCCUCAAAUUAAAACCUCUUGCAUUUCACACAAUGCCACAACUACCUUACUUCAAUCGCAAUAAUAAUAUCCAACCAUUCACAACACAACCAACAAGCAGAGCAGAGCAGAGCAGGCUCUGCUGUUUUUAUUCUCUUUGUUCACUAUUUGAUGUUACACUAACAGCGAGUUACUGAGGAUUUGGAGGGCGGCUGUUGGCAGAGGCCACACGAGACCCCCAUUCCAGCAGCUCUUUGCUUGUGUCAUCUUUGUGUACUAAAACUUCAAUGAAACAUAAUGACUCUUUGUGUUCAUCGCUCA